AUGUCACUGCUGAAUGAGCUCAAGGAUAUCAAAGGGAAGUAUAGUGCGAGUGUUGUUGAUCAUUUUGAAAGACCAAGAAACAUUGGAUCGUUAGACAAAGCUGACUCUCGUGUUGGAACAGGAAUAGUUGGUGCACCAGCAUGUGGAGACGUGAUGAAGCUGCAGAUUAAAGUAAGCAGAGACAAUGUAAUUGAAGAUGCGAAGUUCAAGACAUUCGGAUGUGGAUCAGCAAUAGCAUCAUCAAGCUUAGCAACAGAAUGGAUCAAGGGAAAGACAAUAGAAGAGUCGCUGAAGAUAUCAAAUAAAGACAUAGCGAAAAGACUGUCGCUACCGCCAAUCAAGUUACAUUGCUCAAUGCUGGCAGAAGAUGCAAUAAAGUCCGCAAUCAAAAACUAUCUUGACAAGAAUCGUUAA
Messenger RNA from Ordospora colligata OC4, 414 nucleotides. Its product is annotated as Fe-S cluster assembly protein IscU. Gene Ontology annotation, cellular component: cytoplasm. The record is from RefSeq and is a predicted model, not a curated record. The transcript has a single exon. NCBI's taxonomy places the organism in Eukaryota, Fungi, Microsporidia, Ordosporidae. Gene Ontology annotation, biological process: iron-sulfur cluster assembly; intracellular iron ion homeostasis. Bases 1 to 414 code for a protein of 137 amino acids. Gene Ontology annotation, molecular function: ferrous iron binding; 2 iron, 2 sulfur cluster binding.